Molecule: messenger RNA, 1860 nt
Organism: Pseudomyrmex gracilis
Lineage: Eukaryota; Metazoa; Arthropoda; Insecta; Hymenoptera; Formicidae
Gene: DMAP1
Product: DNA methyltransferase 1-associated protein 1
Exons: 6
Coding region: 129-1421 (430 amino acids)
Biological process (GO): negative regulation of transcription by RNA polymerase II; chromatin remodeling; DNA repair
Cellular component (GO): nucleus; NuA4 histone acetyltransferase complex; Swr1 complex
Molecular function (GO): transcription corepressor activity
Source: RefSeq, a predicted model, not a curated record
CCUUUUCUUCUACGUUUUGGCAUUUUAAAAAAUCAAGAGUGAUUAAUUUCAGGGAGGAAACAUAACCUUCAACCAACCGAAUAAACAUAUGUAUAUAAAGUAAAGUAUCGAAGAUUGGAAGCUUCAGAAUGGCAGAUGUAAGGGAUAUCUUGGAUAUCGAAGUGCCGACGACUACAGAAUUGACAAAGGAAUCGAUACUUGGCAAUGACAAAAAAAAUCGUAAACGGUAUGAUUACAACAAAGUGCCAAAACGUCCCGAAGGUAUGCACCGUGAGGUGUUCGCGCUUCUCUGCAAGGACAACAACGACGUACCGCCCUUGUUUCCGACGGACACCGCAAAGGGGUACAAACAGGUUCGUGCUAAACUUGGCAUGAAAAAGGUAAGACCAUGGAAGUGGACACCAUUCACUAAUCCAGCGCGCACGGACGGUGCUGUUUUUCAUCACUGGCGUCGUGUUGCCGACGCCGGAAAAGAAUAUCCCUUUGCCAAAUUCAAUAAGAAAGUUCCUAUUCCCACAUACACGAACGCAGAAUAUGUUCAACAUUUGGUUAACUCCAAUUGGACACGGGCAGAGACUGACCAUUUGUUUGAUCUAUGCAGGAGAUUUGAUCUCAGAUUCAUUGUUAUUAAAGACAGAUGGGAUAAUGACAAAUUUCCUAACAGAUCUGUAGAAGACUUGAAAGAAAGGUACUAUCAGGUAUGUGCUGCGUUAACGCGAACAAAAUCCCAUACUGACAAGGUAUAUAUUUUUGAUGCGGAACAUGAGAAGCGCAGAAAGGAACAACUCAAAAAGUUGUUUGAGCGUACUCCUGAACAAGUGGAAGAAGAACAAACCCUACUCUCUGAACUGCGAAAGAUUGAACAAAGGAAAAAAGAAAGAGACAGAAAAACACAAGAUUUGCAAAAGUUGAUUACGGCGGCUGAUCAUCAAGCGGAUCCGAGAAAGAACGAGAGAAAGUCUUCCAAAAAGAAUAGCAGCUCUUCUAGGAACAGACCUAAUAAAACUGAUACUUCUCAUGCGGUUGAAUCAGCUGGAAUUAAAUUUCCUGAUUUUAAAAAUAGCGGCGUUAGUCUUCGUUCUCAAAGAAUCAAAUUACCGAGUAGUCUCGGUCAAAAGAAGAUGAAAGGCAUCGAACAAAUGUUAAAUGAAUUGAAAUUAGAAUUGAAUCCACCACCAACGGAACAAAUAUGUCAACAGUUUAACGAGUUACGUAGUGAUAUAGUUUUACAUUACGAAUUAAGAAGCGCUUUAUCAACGUGUGAUUACGAAUUACAAUCUUUGAGGCACCAAUACGAAGCGCUAGCACCGGGGAAGACUUUAACAAUUCCAGCGGCACUAUUACCAAAAACAGAGCCAGAAGUCAAAACGGAUAUUAUCGAUGUUGUGGGAUCACCCACUAUGCCCAGUAUUACUCAUUAAUUUAAAACACUAUUUAUACAACAUAGGAAUUAAUCAAAUUUAUUCUGUAAAUAUACUGCUCGGAAAAACGAUUUUUUUUUUAUUUCCCACUGCUGCAAAAAAAAAAUCCACGAAACUUUUUAUUUCUUUAAUGUCUUAAAACGAAUUGUUCGCUCACUCUUACAAGUUGCGACGUCGAUCUCGGCGUCGUUCGCAGCGAAAAUCGGUUUUUCUGUCACGUUUAUUCACAAACGACUACUUUUAUUUCAUGCCGUUUGCUGCCAAGCAGCCGAAAAGAUUUUAUAGCCUUUCCCGAGAAAAUAAACAUUCUGCUGAAAUUCUGUUUAAAUGACACAUUCCGAUCCGAAAUCGCGUACCAUAAUGCGCUUAUAUUAUAUGAAGCAAUUUUUUAUACAUACUCUGUAAAGAAAUAAACGAUAUAUAAUUUAAUACGAUUAAA